Ceratitis capitata (Mediterranean fruit fly) is the source of this 3844-nucleotide messenger RNA. RefSeq names its product DNA repair protein REV1 (gene Rev1). Lineage: Eukaryota; Metazoa; Arthropoda; Insecta; Diptera; Tephritidae. The record is from RefSeq and is a predicted model, not a curated record. Bases 148 to 3330 code for a protein of 1060 amino acids. Gene Ontology annotation, biological process: error-prone translesion synthesis; error-free translesion synthesis. Gene Ontology annotation, molecular function: damaged DNA binding; deoxycytidyl transferase activity; DNA-directed DNA polymerase activity. The transcript is spliced from 7 exons. Gene Ontology annotation, cellular component: nucleus.
UUGAUAUCAGCGAUAGUUGGGAAUAUACUUUAAAAAUCGCCGCCGUAAACAUAUGAUUUAGUCAACGAUUGUAAUCAAAUUAGCGCAAUAUUUCAAAGUUUUGAACAGAGUGUAAAUUCUUUAAAAACUUCUUGAUUCUUUGCUGUUAUGAAUUCCAAUGGAUUUGAACAAUGGGGUGGUUAUAUGGAGGCCAAGAUAACGAAGCUCGAAGAGCAGUUUUCCGCGGCUAGCAAUCCUUACAAAAAAUCAAAUUUAUUCUCUGGCAUAUCCAUUUAUGUAAACGGUCUCACUAAUCCGUCAGCGGAUGAGUUGAAGCGGAUGAUGAUGGUGUAUGGAGGUACUUUUCAUCAUUACGAACGUUCGCAUACAACCUAUAUUAUAGCGUCCAAUUUACCUGAUGUAAAAGUUCGAAACAUGAAUACAAGUAAAAUAAUAAGUCCUCAAUGGGUUGUCGAUUGCAUAAAAGAAACGCGUCUGCUGGAUCACACACGCUAUUUAUUAUAUACGAAUCAAAAAGUAACACAACCAGGCUUAUUCUUUAAGAAACACAAGAUGCUUGAACAUGAAGGUGAGGUGUCACUAAAGGAUAAUUGCAAUGACACACAAAAGGAAGAGUCUUUAAUCAAAACCGAUGCAACAAAUGUAAUUGAAAGUGACAACACAAAUUGUAAAGACUUAGCGCGAACUGCUGUAGAUCCAAGAUUCCUUACAGAGUUCUAUAAUAAUUCAAGAUUACACCAUAUCGCAACACUAGGUACUGGUUUUAAAAAAUACGUAUCGGAUCUGCGCGAACAACAUGGAACAAAAGGUUUUCCAGCUCGUGCAACACUAAAAGAUCGGCUAAGUGUUCGUUCAUCAGUUAGCAAUAAUAAACCUUCCGCAACAUGGAUUAUGCACAUUGAUAUGGACUGCUUUUUUGUAUCAGUGGGGCUGCGGAAACAUCCUGAGUUAAAGGAUCAACCGGUUGCUGUAACACAUUCAAAAGGGGGAACAAAUGCCACUUCCGUGCCCGUCCAUCCUUCUGCUGAUCGCAAGAUAGAAAUGGAACUAUUUGCAAAACGUUUUGAAGAACAUUUACAUAACAAUAUACUUUCCGAGAAAGUACGAGGUGGUUUUGAAGCUAAAAUGUCACUUUCGGAAAUCGCUUCGUGCAGCUAUGAGGCACGUGCCAAAGGUAUAAGAAAUGGCAUGUUUGUGGGACAAGCUUUAAAUUUAUGUCCUGAAUUAAAAACAAUACCUUAUGACUUUGAGGGGUAUCGUGAAGUAGCAUAUACCCUAUACGACACCAUAGCACAAUAUACGUUAGAUAUCGAGGCCGUCAGUUGCGAUGAAAUGUUUGUUGAUUUAACGGAUAUAUUAAAUGAGAUACAUAUCGAGCCAAUGGAGUUUGUGCUUGCUGUACGGGAAGAAGUGCGUUUAAAAACUGGUUGCCCAUGCUCCGCGGGUGUAGGAGGAAACAAAUUGCAAGCACGUAUGGCCACAAAACGUGCCAAGCCAGAUGGUCAAUAUCAGUUGUUUCCAGAAGUUGCACAGAAGUACAUGGCUGAUAUUAAAAUUGAUGAGUUACCAGGCGUAGGAAGUAGUACAGCUUAUACUUUAGAACAGAACAAUUUGAUUACGUGUGGAGAUCUCCAAAAGAUUUCAUUGUUAAAAUUACAAAUGCAUGUUGGCAAGAAGUUUGGCGAGACCCUUUAUCAGUUCAGUCGUGGCAUCGAUAAUCGUUCGCUGCUUUAUGGUCAGAUACGUAAAUCUGUAUCAGCGGAAGUCAAUUACGGUAUUCGUUUUAAAGAGUUCUCUGAAUUAGAAACAUUUCUCCGUCAAUUAUGCACGGAAGUACAUACUCGUCUAAGCGAUAUCAAACGACAGACGAAAUGUGUCACAUUAAAAUUAAUGGUGCGAGCCAAAGAUGCGCCAAUUGAGGCGUCGAAAUUUAUGGGCCACGGUGUAUGUGAUCAUCUAACAAAAUCAGUAACAUUGUCAGGAUAUACUUGUGAGUUAGAAGUGAUCACACGUACCGUAUUGGCGACUAUGAAGGCUAUGACAGUACCACCAAAUGAAUUACGUGGCAUCGGUAUUCAGCUUUCCAAACUAAAUGAUCCCAACGAGGGUAAAGAACGAAAAGAGAACGUCAUAAUGAAUUUGUUUAACAAAGUUGCAGACAAGAAAAAAGAAAGAGCUACUAAAUCGGCUGAGGAUAGUAACGGGGAUGUCGCAAUUCAAAUUGAGGAACCCAAUGUACUAUUAAAUUGUAACUCAACGCUAAACGUUAAAAAGCCAGAAAAACAUAUUAAAAAUGUAGGAAAACGUAGUCGGGAUAAAAUUGGGGACAACAAUACCCUGGAUGCAAAAUCAAAAAAUGAACCAAAUAUUUUAAACCUUUUCAAAAAAGCUGCUACAAAACAAGCAGUAUCUCUAAAUAAUUUAAAAUGUAAUGGUAAUCCCUUGCCAAAAGAUAUAGACCCAGAAGUUUUUGCGGCAUUACCACCAGACAUUCGUAACGAAGUACUGCAUGCCUAUAAAGAUCCAAAACAAGGUUCAGCUUUAGUCACUGCACAACCACAGAACCAAGGAUCAGCUCCAACAAUUAUGCUACCUCCGUCUCAAUCUUCAAAUAACGUAAGUACGCUAAAUGAAAGUGACCUGCAACCAUCCACAUCUAAAGCCGCUGCAUUCAGAAAUCAACAAAAGCAACUGCAAAAAAAGAUGCUAAACAAACAAAAAAGUCAAGUAAACUUAAAUAACAUCGAGUUGAAAACAAUUCCACAAAAUAUUGAGCAGGAAUUUCUGGAUGCAUUGCCACCAGAAUUACGUAACGAAAUUAAAGAAAAUUUUGCUCAACCAACUGUUAAAUACGAAGCUACAUCGGAAGUAAUGCUGAAUCAAAUUGAUCCUGAAUUUUUAGACGCAUUGCCGCCAGAAUUACGCCAAGAAAUCGAACAAAAUUUUGGAAAAUCACAUGGCCGUACUAAAAGCAACCAGAGAUUAACAUGUGAAACAGAUGAUUCACUUAAGAAUAUAUUCAUGGAACCGAAAUGCGAAUAUUUACUUUUGGAUUGGUUGAAAAGUUCUAAUGUGCCAGAAGUAGUUGAUACUCAUUUAGUGUCUAAGCAUGCAGCCGCUAUGGUCAAAGCAGAUAAAAUUGAUCGACUUUACUCGGCGUUGAUGUUUCUCUGCAAGUUAAUAAAUCAACAGAAAAGCAAUGAAUGCAAUUGGCAUAAGGCCUAUGGGUCCAUAAUUCAAUUUGUUCAAAAGGAGAUGUCAACGAGUUAUGACGGUCGAAAGUUGUUCUUGGGCGUAAAGCUAAAAUGUGAUAAAUGUAAAUGGCAAUAAAGUGUUUUUUUUUAUAAAUUACCAAAUGUUUUCACUAUACAACACCAAUUUUUUUGUGGUAUAAACUUUAGAGACAAACUGCGAUUUUUAGAGCUACCUCUUCGCACACUUCCCUUGGGUUGCACUCAAGUUCAAGUCAAUGUAGGGUUUUUUCCGGCCUAUUUCACUGAAACUAAUAGGAUGAAUAUACACAUACAUGCUCAAAAUACACAUUCUGAGCACCUAAAAAAUUGUUCUUUAACCGUAUAUUCUCAACCCUCAACCCUUGAGGUUUUCCAUUUACUAAUAUGAUCAAUCUAUAUUGAUUGGCUGUAAUUUCAAUUUAUUAUUUUAUAGUUUAUCAAUUAGAAAAACACUGAAUUGAAUUCAUAAAAAGCAUGUUCUCAUUUUUUAAUAAAAAAAAAUUAUAGUAAAGAAAAAAAUAUAUCAAUAAAAAUUUAAUUUUUGUUUGUUUGUUUGUAGUUGAAGUUGGAAAUGCUCGCUAUUUUAGUUUUUUGUUUAACAGCAUACAGAA